AUGGAGGAUGAUCGUGCGCAGGUUGACUUAGGUGUCGCUGUUGAUGUAGAAGAAGCUUCCGAAGAGCCAGUGGCACAACGUCAACCAAAGAAGCGUUUCGUAGGAAGAAAACAAGCUGCCGAAGCAGCUGCACGGAAUGGCAUCAAUGGGAGUCCUGGGGACAGUGCUGCUGUUCAAGUUGCCACUCCAAGAAGAAUUCGAACACUUAACCAAGUUCCUCCCGAAAUUUUGAACGACCCAGACAUAAACGCUGCGAUCGCCCUACUUCCACCAAAUUAUUCUUUUGAAAUACACAAGACAAUACAUAGAAUUAGAUCGAAUGGAUCGAAAAAGGUUGCGCUGCAGAUGCCAGAAGGUCUUCUGUUGUUCGCCACAACAAUUUCUGAUAUUCUCUCCCAAUUUUGUCCUGGAAUUGAGACACUUAUAAUGGGAGAUGUUACAUAUGGAGCUUGUUGCAUUGAUGAUUAUACCGCUCGCGCAUUGGGUUGCGACUUACUGGUACAUUACGCGCAUUCAUGUUUGAUUCCUGUGGAUGUCACAAAGAUCAAAACUCUCUAUGUUUUCGUCGACAUUAGCAUAGACACGGCACAUUUACUUGCAACUCUGGAGAAGAACUUUGCCUCAGGAAAGACCAUUGCUAUGGUGGGAACAAUUCAGUUCAAUGCGACAUUACAUGGCGUUCGAGCCCCUCUCGAGAAAGCGGGGUAUAAUGUUCUCAUUCCACAAAUCGCUCCCCUCAGCAAAGGCGAGAUCCUCGGAUGCACAUCUCCUCAACUGUCAACUGAUGGUGUCGAUAUCAUUUUAUAUCUUGGGGAUGGGCGUUUCCACCUUGAAAGUGCAAUGAUACACAAUCCAUCGAUACCGGCUUAUCGAUAUGAUCCUUAUUCUCGAAAACUUACUCGUGAAAGGUACGAUCACAAGGAAAUGCACACCUUGAGAAGAGAUGCUAUUGAAGCUGCAAAACCUGCAAAGAAGUGGGGGCUUAUUCUAGGAUCUUUAGGCCGCCAGGGAAAUCCUCACACAAUGACAAUGAUUGAGAAAAAGCUUGAAGAGCGAGGAACACCUUACAUCAACUUGCUCUUGAGCGAAAUCUUUCCUGGAAAACUAGCUAUGAUGAGCGAUGUUGAGUGUUGGGUGCAAGUAGCAUGUCCAAGACUCAGUAUUGAUUGGGGAUACGCAUUUCCCAGACCUCUACUAACUCCAUAUGAAGCAUUGAUUGUGUUGGGCCAGAAAGAGGAUUGGGCGAAGAGUAAUAAUGAUAUUUAUCCUAUGGAUUACUAUGGCAAGGAAGGUCUUGGCAGAACCAAGCCUAUUUCCAGUAUUCCAGUUUCUGGUUGA
Sclerotinia sclerotiorum 1980 UF-70 is the source of this 1338-nucleotide messenger RNA. RefSeq lists its product as hypothetical. The record is from RefSeq and is a predicted model, not a curated record. The transcript has 2 exons. The coding region runs from base 1 to 1338 and encodes 445 amino acids. Gene Ontology annotation, biological process: protein histidyl modification to diphthamide. Gene Ontology annotation, molecular function: 2-(3-amino-3-carboxypropyl)histidine synthase activity. Lineage: Eukaryota; Fungi; Ascomycota; Leotiomycetes; Helotiales; Sclerotiniaceae.